Zingiber officinale is the source of this 617-nucleotide messenger RNA. Its product is annotated as glutaredoxin-C8-like. Bases 59 to 460 code for a protein of 133 amino acids. Lineage: Eukaryota; Viridiplantae; Streptophyta; Magnoliopsida; Zingiberales; Zingiberaceae. The transcript has 4 exons. Gene Ontology annotation, cellular component: cytoplasm. The record is from RefSeq and is a predicted model, not a curated record. Gene Ontology annotation, biological process: cellular response to oxidative stress. Gene Ontology annotation, molecular function: glutathione disulfide oxidoreductase activity.
CCUCAUUUUCCCCUUCAGCGCGCCCUCAUUCGCGGGCCGAUCGAGCUUGACCGGGUUGAUGGCGGUGGUGGCCGGAGUCUACUGUCUGUGGCGGCCGCGGCUGUUGUGCUCGAGGUGGUUACCUCCCCGCGCCUCCUCCUACUACUCCGCCUCCGAUUUGGUGAAGCAAACCGUUUCCUCCCACGACAUCGUCAUCUUUUCCAAGACCUAUUGCCCAUAUUGUGGGACUGCAAAAGAUGUUUUUAAAGAACUGAAACAAGAACCGCAUGUUUUGGAGCUGGAUGAUAGAGAUGACGGACCAGACAUUCAAGAUGCAUUGUCUCAGCUAGUAGGGAGGAAUACAGUCCCUCAAGUGUUUAUUCAUGGAGAACAUUUGGGUGGAUGUGAUGAUACCAUAGAAGCAUAUGAAAACGGGAGGCUUCUAACUCUUCUUGGUAUCAACUCAAAAGGUGUUCCUUGAAUGAUUCAUACUGAACACCUUUACUUAAGUUUGGUGUGGUAGUGGUACUAUAAGACUACCUAAUAUAUUGCAAGAUGUGGAAUCCUUCGUUAUCUACUUCACCCUAAACAAAAAUUAAUUGAAGCAUUACGCCAUUUUGUGCUUGUUUCAUCUGAAA